GAAUUUAUGAUGAGAAACUUGCAAAUCCAGUAAUUUACCAAUCGCUACUAAUUGACUCGUGCGGUGAAAAGAUCCCAUCAGAAUGGAUCUGGAAAACCACUGAACAAGAAGAAGAGUCUUCUUCGUUUAACCACCACAUCGGAGAAACACAAACACACGCGCGCACACACACGUGCGUGGUGCAGACUCUCCAGUCUCACACACAUGUGUCCGUUGCUGCUGUAACCGUCGACGAAGAAGAAGAAGAAAGAAAUAAACCGUUUAAAGUAAAGCAAAAUUCGUAAACCAAACAAACCCUUAUGCGUGGUGACUAGUGAGUGACGACUCAGAUCUGUUGCGGGGUUAUCGAAAUUGGUUAUUGGCCGAGGGAGAUGGAGGGGAACUCCGGUGGAGGAGGCGGCGGUGGCGGUGGAAACGACGUGGAAUUGCUCUGCAAGACGCUGCAGGUGGAGCACAAGCUCUUCUACUUCGAUCUGAAGGAGAAUCCUCGCGGCCGCUACCUUAAGAUUUCCGAGAAGACCUCCGCCACCAGGUCCACCAUCAUCGUCCCCUUCUCUGGCAUUUCCUGGUUCCUCGAUCUCUUCAAUUACUACGUCAAUUCCGACGACCAGGACCUCUUCAGCAAGGAAUUGCAGCUCGACACCAAGGUUUUCUAUUUUGACAUUGGCGAGAAUCGGAGGGGCCGUUUUUUGAAGGUGUCUGAAGCUUCUGUCAGCAGAAACCGUAGCACUAUAAUUGUUCCGGCUGGAAGCUCCAGGGAUGAAGGAUGGGCAGCAUUCAGGAACAUUUUGGCAGAGAUCAAUGAAGCCUCAAGGCUUUUCAUUCUGCCCAAUCAGCAAAAUUCUGAAUCCUCAGAGCAUCUUGUUGGACUUUCGGAUGAUGUUGGUGCUGGCUUCAUAUCUGGUCAUAGUACUCAACCUGCCACUUCUUCUGAGUUGAAUGUGGACAGGUCUGUUGAUUUGCCGCCUCAGGAUGAAAUUGGGAACUUGGGGGUCUCAAAAGUGAUCAGGGCUGAUCAGAAAAGAUUCUUCUUUGAUCUUGGGAGCAAUAAUAGGGGUCAUUUCUUAAGAAUAUCUGAGGUUGCGGGUUCUGAUAGAUCCUCCAUUAUUCUUCCCCUGUCAGGGCUCAAGCAGUUUCAUGAGAUUGUUGGUCACUUUGUCGAAAUCACAAAGGACCGAAUUGAGGGAAUGGCGGUUGCUAAUGUUCGCACAAUUGAUCCCCCUCAAAGAUGAAUGCUAACUUGGGAUAAGAAUGGGUGUUGUCUUCGAGUCUUAUUUGUGUUAUUUUAUUUUAUUUUCCCUCAGCCUCCUUUCUUCUUCUCAUAUUGUUCUUCCAUUAAUGCUUUUGAAAUAAUGCAAACUCUGGUUGGUCAGCAGAAUAAUUUGAAUUGCUUGGCAAGGUUAAUAUGAAUAGGAAUAACGGAAGAAAAAAAGGAUCAGAGACUUGUACUUGUUUGGAUAGUUUGGCACCCAAGCUACAAUCUGUAAUAAUGUUUGAUUGUUUAUUUUGCGUUCCUUGCACAGAUUUCGCAUGGAUUUAAGUUCUCAUGCCUACCAUAUGUUAGGUUGGUGACUUAACUAUUUUGUAGGGUUUGGUUUCCAUCUAACAGCAUGAACUUUGCUUUCAUAGUGA
This is a messenger RNA of Glycine soja, 1632 nucleotides long. RefSeq names its product transcription factor Pur-alpha 1-like. Gene Ontology annotation, cellular component: nucleus. The record is from RefSeq and is a predicted model, not a curated record. Gene Ontology annotation, molecular function: RNA polymerase II transcription regulatory region sequence-specific DNA binding; purine-rich negative regulatory element binding; DNA-binding transcription factor activity, RNA polymerase II-specific. The transcript has 5 exons. Bases 372 to 1232 code for a protein of 286 amino acids. NCBI's taxonomy places the organism in Eukaryota, Viridiplantae, Streptophyta, Magnoliopsida, Fabales, Fabaceae. Gene Ontology annotation, biological process: regulation of transcription by RNA polymerase II.